AUGGAGGUGGUGGUGAUGGCGAUGACGAUGGCGAUGGUGGUUUGUGGGGGAGGUAGUGGUGGAGGAGGUGGGGGUAGUAGUGGUGGUGGCAGUGGGAGUGAGGUGGUGAAGGAGGUGGGGGUGAUAGUGAUGGUGGUGGUGGUGGUGGCGAUAGCAGUGGUAGUGAUAGUGGUUAUAUAUGCUGGCAAUGGUUGUGGUAGUGGUGAACGUAGGGCUGAUAAUGGGGGUGGUAGUGGUGGUCCAGGUGGGGGUAAGGGUGGUCCAGGUGACAGUGACGAUGAUGGUGUUGGUUGUGGCAAUGAUGGUGCUGACUAUGGUAGUGAUGAUGAUGGUGAUGAUGGUGGUGGUGGUGACAGUGGUGGGGCUGGUGUAGCAGUGGCGGUGGGUGGUGGUGGAGGUGGCGGUGGCGAUGGACGCGACGACGAUGACUAUGGUGGUGGUGAUGGCGGCGGUUAUGGUGAUAGUCAUGAUAAGAUGGUGGUAGUAUAA
Messenger RNA from Prunus armeniaca (apricot), 489 nucleotides. The record is from the annotation of a GenBank genome assembly. NCBI's taxonomy places the organism in Eukaryota, Viridiplantae, Streptophyta, Magnoliopsida, Rosales, Rosaceae.